GGUCAACGCUCUGAAGUCAGCCCCCUGGCUUUUGCCAAGACCUGCCUCUGCCCAGCUCUGAGUGGACAGCUGGAGGCUGCAGCUGGAGGCCUGGGCCCCGAUGGAGCCCCGGCUGGGGCCAGGGGCGGCUGCCCUCCGCCUGGGCUGGUUGGCUCAGCUGCUCUGGGUCUCAGCCCUGAGCUCUGCUGUCUCCUCGCCGGCUCCUCCUUCUCCUAGAACCAGCUACAGUUUGGGAAGGACUGUCCUCGGCCUUGAUAAAUGCAAUGCCUGCAUUGGAACAUCUAUUUGCAAGAAGUUUUUUAAAGAAGAAAUAAGGUUUGACAGCUGGCUGGCCACCCACGUCGAACUGCCUCUGGGCCACUUGCCUUCGUACCCUGCAAAUUACUCAGAUGAUUCCAAAACCUGGCGCCCUGUGGAGAUAUCCAGGCUGGUCAGCAAACACCAGCAUGAAAUCUCAGACAGGAGAAUCUGCGCCUCUGCUGCAGCCCCAAAGACCUGCAGCAUCGAGCGUGUCCUGAGGAAAACAGGAAGGUUCCAGAAAUGGCUGCAGGCUAAGCGCCUCACGCCCGACCUGGUGCAGGGCCUGCCCAGCCCUCUCCUGCGCUGCCCAUCGCAGCGCCUCCUGGACCGCGUGGUCCGGCGCUACGCGGAGGUGGCCGACGCGGGCAGCAUCUUCAUGGACCACUUCACGGACCGCGACAAGCUGCGCCUGCUCUACACACUGGCUGUCAACGCGCACCCCAUCCUCCUACAGAUCUUCCCUGGAGCUGAGGGGUGGCCGCUGCCCAAGUACCUGGGCUCCUGCGGCCGGUUCCUGGUCAGCAGCAGCACCAGCCCGCUGCAGGAAUUCUAUGCUGCGCCCCCCGACCAGGCAGCCGACCUGGCCCAUCAGCUCCUCAGGAUCCUGGAGUCCCUGCGGAACAACGAUCUGAACUACUUCCUCUACUUCACCCACGUGGAUGCCUCCAUGUUUGGCAUCUUUAACAACGGGCAUCUGUUCAUCCGGGAUGCCAGUGCCCUGGGCGUCAUCGACAGGCAGGAAGGCAGCCAAGCAGCCGCCAGGGCAGCAGAGAACAAAGACAUCUUCAGCUGCCUGGUCACCGGCUGCCAGGCCGAGCUGCCCUCCUGUGACGCCAUCCCCGAGAAGCAGAGCCUGGUGCUGGUGUGUCGGCAGGUCCUGCCUCCGCUGCUCCGGGGGAAGUUCCCCUCUCCGGUGCAGGAGCAGAUAGAUGUCCUCCUGGCCAAGUGUGGGGAGGGCGACCGCCCAGACCCCGAAGUCCUGGAGGCCGCCAGCCAGCUGAAGAGCAUCUUGAGACCCCUGAGAACCUGUGACCCCAGAUUUGCCUACCGCUACCCAGACUGCAGGUAUAAUGACAAGUUCUGAGGGGCUGGAGCCUGGCUGGCCUCCAGGGACCACAUCCUCGGCUCUCCAUUCCCAGGCACCGAGGAACAUUCCAGCAACAGGAGGGCGGUUGUGCAGCACUGGCACUGGCCUCAUUGGCUGGAACAUCACAAAAGAGCCAGGGUUGGGCAUCAGAAGAUCCAGGUGUGGCCCUUGCCAGUUUGGCUCAGUGGACAGAGUAUCAGCCUGCAGAUCAAAGGGUCCCAGGUUCAAUUCCGGUCAAGGGCAUGUACUUUGGUUGAAGUCUCCUCCCCAGCCCGGGCCUGGUCAGGGCACAUGCAGGAGGCAACCAGUCGAUGUGUUUCUCUCACAUCGAUGUUUCUCUCUGUCUCUCCCUCUCUCUCCCACUCUCCCUAAGAAUCAAUGGGAAUAUCCUCUGGUGAGGAUUAAAAAAAAGAAAAAGAUCCAGGUGUUUCCUCUGUGCUCCACAAGACUCUUAACUUAGCGGAAGAAGACAGAUAUGAAGAGUCAGGGAAACCUGCUCCCUCCCUCCCUCAGCCCAGCUGCUAUAAAGCGUGUUCAGAAGCACACAGGCGGGAGAAUGAGACAGACAGCGAGGUCCAGAGGCUGGUGUGGAGAGGGAGGCCCCUGGCCAGUAGCAUGUUAGGUUACACUCAGACAAAAGGGGCCCACUCCUGCUCCCCGUGGCCCUGAGCUAGCCCUUCUGCCCCCCCCCCCCCCCCCCGCCCACCGCCACACACACAACCUCAGGGUAAGAAGACUGCAGGCAGAAUAUAAUGAACAACAUAGACUGAUGAACAAAAAUAGAUCCAGAGACACAGAAGCAUCAAACAGACUGUCAAACCUCAAAGGGAAGACAG
Messenger RNA from Myotis daubentonii (Daubenton's bat), 2223 nucleotides. RefSeq names its product divergent protein kinase domain 2B (gene DIPK2B). Lineage: Eukaryota; Metazoa; Chordata; Mammalia; Chiroptera; Vespertilionidae. The record is from RefSeq and is a predicted model, not a curated record.